AUGAAGUUUCAAACCCCAUUUCUUGUCGCCUUGGCUACUUCUAUAACAAUUGCGCAAAGCUCUUCCGCUCAAACUACGGCGAUUACGGCUUGCCAUUUUCAUGGAACUGCGUACUAUUGCCUUAAUGGUAAUGGUGCUGAGGGUACAGUUUCACCUGCUCCUACUGACACUUCAAAUGCACCUGCACAAUAUUCGGAUUGCCACAGCCAUGGUGACGAAUAUUUUUGUAUGAAUGGCUCAGAUGAAGUUGAAUUUGAAGUUGAAGAUGAUACAGACGAACACAAUGAUCAUACAACAAUAGCUACUGUUUCUACUGCAUCAUCCUCUUUGACUUCAACAGUUUCAGUUUCAGUUUCAGCUGCCUCUUCAUCAGCUUCAAAAUCAUCUUCCAAUAUAAUUACAGGAUGCCAUUUUCAUGGAACUGUUUACUAUUGUCUUAACUCAAACGGUUCCGAAGGCACAGUAUCUCCCGCUCCCACUGCUUCUAGUGAUGCUCCUCAGCAAUACACUAAUUGCCACAUUCAUGAUGAAGAAUUAUACUGUAUGAAUGGUUCUGAUGAAGUUCAAUUUGACUUGGAAAAUGAUGAGGAUGAAAGUGAGAGUGAUGAUGAUCAUAAUCAUGCUACUUCUGCACAUACAAAUUUAUCGACUUUGACCUCCUCUAAAGACAAUAAAUCUAAAUAUUCUAGUGGCGCUGUAAAUACAGCUAGCUCUUUGAUUAGUACUUCUGUUGCUUCUGAUAUCUCUGGGACUUCUAAUGAUGUCUCUUUAAGUACCUCAUCUACUGAUUCUGUUUUCACUGCUACAUCAACUAAAGCUGAUGGAACAUCAAGUGCACCCACUGCCAAUAGUGCUGGCGCCAAAAUUAUCUAUGCUGGGUCUGUUCUUGGUGCAAGUAUUUUUGGUAUUGCUUUAUUGCUUUAG
Molecule: messenger RNA, 924 nt
Organism: Magnusiomyces paraingens
Lineage: Eukaryota; Fungi; Ascomycota; Dipodascomycetes; Dipodascales; Dipodascaceae
Exons: 1
Coding region: 1-924 (307 amino acids)
Source: RefSeq, a predicted model, not a curated record